UUGCACCCUCAUCACAAGAUUUUUACUCCUCCUCCCCCCUAUAAACCAUACUUUGCUCACCAUUUCUCACUCAUCCUCUCUCUCUACAAUCUCCUCUCUCUCUCUUCUAUCAUCUUCCCACCUUAAAAAACCAUAAUUUUCUUUCUCAUCUUAUUCCAUCAAUGGGUGAUGAAAACAACCUUCCCCCUGGCUUCAGGUUCAACCCCACAGAUGAAGAACUAGUCCUACACUACCUCAUCCCCAAGGCCAGGCAUUCAACCAACACCUCAAAUAUCAUUACUGAGAUUGAUAUUUACAAGUUCGAUCCAUGGCAGCUUCCAUCUGAAGCCAUGGUUGGGGAGCAACACUGGUAUUUCUUUUGUCCUAGAAAGAGAAGGCAAGUGAAGGGAUCGAGGUCGAACCGACCGGCCAUAUCAGGAUACUGGAUGGCCACCGGCACCGAUACACCGGUGUUAAGUGGGAGCAAGAGGGUCGGUUUAAGGAAAGAUUGGGAAUUCUACUCAGGGAAGGCGCCGAGAGGGUCGAUCACCUACUGGACCAUGCAUGAGUAUCUCAUUAUCGACGCCGACGAUUGCACCAAUAGUGAGGACUGGGUUUUAUGUCAUGUUUACGACAAGAGCUGUUGUUCAAGUUCAGGUGAUGAAGGAAGAGAACUGUCAUGUAUGGAUGAAAUUUAUGCAUCUCUUGAUGAUUUCGACGACAUCACUUACCCUCUGCAGGGUCCAUGAAAUGUGAAAAAGCCAACAUGAAACAAUGAUCAUCCACCCUCAAAACAUAUGAAAAAAAACUGAUUAAGCACCUAGAGAGAGAGAGAGAAUUAGAGAUAGAUAGAGGGAGAGUUAGAGAGAGAGAGAGGUGCCAAAUGUGAUACAUAGAUCAUCCAGCCUGCUCACAUUUGAAUAACUGAUUAGACACCUAGAGAGAGCGAGAUAGAAGAAAAGAGAGUUAGAGAGAGAUAGAGGAAGAAAGAGAGAGAGAAGGUCGAGCACGUAAACUCUUAGACAGCAUUCUUAUCCCAAAGAAUAACAUUCUUAUCCAAAUAGGUUAGAGAUUAGGUUUGAGAGGGAAGAGAAGGAUGAUUACACGUUGUUCUCAUGGCUCACAUCUUUUCAUUGGCCUGUGUUCGAGUUCUCAUAGUGGGAGAAUCUCUUUAACUACUUGUAACUUUUAAUUAGUGCAAUGGAAGUGAAAGGGGGUGGAGCCCAAUUCCCACUUUGAGCUUUUGGAAUUUUC
Messenger RNA from Amborella trichopoda, 1233 nucleotides. RefSeq names its product NAC transcription factor NAM-B2. The record is from RefSeq and is a predicted model, not a curated record. Gene Ontology annotation, biological process: regulation of DNA-templated transcription. Gene Ontology annotation, molecular function: DNA binding. NCBI's taxonomy places the organism in Eukaryota, Viridiplantae, Streptophyta, Magnoliopsida, Amborellales, Amborellaceae.